This is a messenger RNA of Lepus europaeus (European hare), 2462 nucleotides long. It is a transcript of the gene EIF4EBP2, whose product is annotated as eukaryotic translation initiation factor 4E binding protein 2. Gene Ontology annotation, molecular function: eukaryotic initiation factor 4E binding. The record is from RefSeq and is a predicted model, not a curated record. Gene Ontology annotation, biological process: negative regulation of translational initiation. Gene Ontology annotation, cellular component: cytoplasm. Bases 54 to 416 code for a protein of 120 amino acids. The transcript has 3 exons. Lineage: Eukaryota; Metazoa; Chordata; Mammalia; Lagomorpha; Leporidae.
GCCAGCCUGCCCGCCCGUCCGCCGGACAAAGCCGAGAGCCCGCGCCCACAGCCAUGUCCUCGUCCGCCGGCAGCGGCCACCAGCCCAGCCAGAGCCGUGCCAUCCCCACGCGCACCGUGCCCAUCAGCGACGCCGCGCAGCUACCUCACGACUAUUGCACCACGCCCGGCGGGACGCUCUUCUCCACCACGCCGGGAGGAACCCGAAUCAUUUAUGAUCGAAAAUUUCUGUUGGAUCGUCGCAAUUCUCCAAUGGCUCAGACCCCGCCCUGUCAUCUGCCCAAUAUUCCAGGAGUCACUAGCCCUGGCACCUUAAUCGAAGACUCCAAAGUAGAAGUAAACAAUUUGAACAACUUAAACAAUCAUGACCGGAAGCAUGCAGUUGGGGAUGAUGCUCAGUUUGAAAUGGACAUCUGACUCUCCAGCAAGGAUUAGAAGAGCAGCAGCAUGGAGGCCUGUGUGUACCUGACUUGACCAAUAGGAUCCACAGUGGAAAGACAAGAGGCAGCACCAGCAGUUCCCCUUGCAGUUUGCACUGCCCCCCUCCUGCAGGUGCCAAAUAAUGGGAUGAUGAGCUGCAUCUGACCAUUUCUCCUCCUCUCCUCUUACCCUUCCCACUUAGAUUAGCUUGAAGGCCCUGGGAGUAUUUGUGUAGAACCAAGCAGUCCGUAGCAGAAACAUUUGAACCAGCUUCCUUGGUCAUUUUUCUAUUGAAAACCACCUAUCCCCCCUCAGAUCUGCCCCAAACCAAAUCUCAGCACCCCGAUAACUUCCUGCUGGGGCUUCCGGCAAAGGGAUCCAGAGGUUUGGCGGGUUCUGCAUUGUUCAUUUUCCUUAACCUCCUCUCUCCUCCCUGGCUCUGGAUCCUGCCUGUGCUUCAGUGCUGCAAUAUUGUAGGUUUGGGUCUUUACAACCACCAGAGGAAAUGUCAAAAGAGAGAGCUGCUCUCCCUUUUACCUUCAGCGUGUGUCCUUCAGGAGGGCACACGGUUUGUGCGACUCUGGUAGCGUUACCCUGUGACACAUUUUGAAGCCCCUUCCCCUCUUUCCUCUGGGAGGAGUGCCUUCUGCCCUGGCCUCAUAGUCCAUCCCGCUAUUCCUUUCCAUAGAUGUGUGUGCAGACAUGUUUAAACUGUGUCAGAAGAGAGCCCUCAGGAAUGGCUGUUCUUUGCUCCCUGCCAUUCCUGCCUGCUUGCUCUGACUGCUGGCAGAGUCCUCUGUAUAUCCGGUGGUUUAUCUGCCCCCAGAGCAAGUCCAUCCCAAGUCAGAGAGGCGCAUCAGCCUCCACUGGUGGGGAAAGCCCGAAGGCAGUGUUGUGCCAGGUCAUCCGUGAGGGUGGCCCCUGGAGAGUGUUGAAUCUCUGGCAUGCCCCGGCCCAGCAGUCGCUGUUUUAAGAGCCAAUGAGCAUUGUCGUAUUUGUUGUCCUCUAUGUGAGUUUAAAGCUGCCUCUCAGGUUAUUCCAAGACAAGAGCUCUCUUUCCCUUGGCUGGUCUGCUUUGUUUGACUGCUGGGAUAGAUAAGCAUGGGCUUCAGAGUGUGUUCCUCCCAGUUUUCUUGCCUUUCCCACUGUACUCCGGACUUCCCCUUCCUCUUCAUUCCUCCUUCCUCCCUCUUUCCCUUCUCUGCCAGGCUGUUUUUCAAAUCCACUUCAAAGAUACCUCUAGUGUUGGUAUCUGAUAAUACCUGUUACUGCUCUUAUUUGAGGAGUAACCUUUUAUUUUUAAGAUGACUACAGACCUAUUUUUAGAUAUGUUUUCAGUACAAUUCUGAACAGCAACUUUUUAAUUAAACACCAUCCAGUGUUAGGAAGGUGGGAAAUGUCCAUUGGCAAGUCUGCUGUUCUGUGUCACAUCCCCGUCCCUUCUGAGCUCUCUCCUGCCUCCCCCAACUUGGGUGUGUGUGUCUGCAGUUUGUAGAGUGGUUUGUGAACCUGGAUCAUUCUGCCUUGCUGUGGGUUGUUCAGGAAACCCGCCCAUUCUUUCUGCUGGCCCUGUGCUUUCUCAUUCACCCUCCUUGCCUCCUGCCUGUCCUGGGGCUGUGGACUGGCACGGUAAUCCCAGGAGUGGGACUCCUCUCAUAGAUGAAUGCAUCCAUAAGUAAAGGAGCCACCGUGUCCUGGAAGUUGGCAACAAUCAGACUCCAGGGUGAGAGCAGGGCUACUCCUGAUCAGCUAAGAAAGAAAGCUGUUUAUCUUUGGAACUAUCAACGCCCCUGUUUGUGAACACAUUGUAGGAAGAAGAGAGGAGGGAUGUCUGUGGAACUUUGUUCUGUUUUCUGCUACAAAAUGUGAAUAGUGCAAAGAGUGAAAACCUUUUGUGAUGGUUGAUGUCUCAGGAAUAAGCUGGAUCUCCAAUGUUUGGGGGAUGCUUUGACUCUCAAAACCUGAUAAUCAGAAAAGUAUUUUUUUUUUGUUUGUUGAAUGUGUCCCUGUUCUGAUUUUAAUUAAACUCCAAAUUUCGCUUUA